This is a messenger RNA of Sceloporus undulatus (fence lizard), 2088 nucleotides long. It is a transcript of the gene ASL, whose product is annotated as argininosuccinate lyase. Bases 275 to 1972 code for a protein of 565 amino acids. Gene Ontology annotation, cellular component: cytosol. The record is from RefSeq and is a predicted model, not a curated record. Gene Ontology annotation, molecular function: argininosuccinate lyase activity. Lineage: Eukaryota; Metazoa; Chordata; Lepidosauria; Squamata; Phrynosomatidae. The transcript is spliced from 17 exons.
GUGCAACGAUAUAAAUAUACAAGGUAAAGAUCCUAUAAUAGAGAUGUUCCCUGCCUUUAAGUACACAACGGCAUAAAGGGGCAACAAUAUAAAUAUAAACAGGCGAUAUAAAUGUGCUAUAAUACAAAUGCAGCGAUAUGAUCAUGCAACAAUAUAAAGACAAACACGCAACGUGAAGGUGCUACAAUACAAAUGCGCACCGCAGGCAUUUAUAAUUGUCACAGGGAAGAUCAGAAGUAAUUCCUUUGCUUUCCCUUCUAUUAUCUUUUUUUCCAUGCUCCCUUUCACUUUUCUCUUUCUAUCGGGUGGUUUUUCCCCCCUUUCCCUUUCUUUUGCAAAUUUCGACAAGGCAUGCGAGGCACAGAGGGGGCGUGGCCUCCCAUUCAUGUUCCUGUUGGCCCCUCCCUCUGUGGGCGUGGCUUGGAGGGGGCUUCCCUGUGAAAAGGGGACCCCCUUCCCAGCUGGAACAGCAGAGAUCCGCUGGGUUGCAGCAGAGACCAGAGAGAGAAGAAAAAGGAGGAGGAAGAGGAGGAGGACAACGACAAAGUCUCCAGACAUGGCUUCUGAGGAAUGUUCUCUCUUACCUCAGGGUGAGAAACUGUACAGCGGGAGGCUGACCGGAACCAUCGACCCCAUUCUGGAGCAGCUCAACUCUUCCAUAGAGAUCGACCAGCGCUUGUCCGAGGUGGACGUCCAAGCCAGCAUCGCUUUCGCCAAGGCUCUGGAGAAAGCGGGCAUUCUGUCCAAAUCGGAGCUGGAGAAGAUUAUCGGGGGGCUAGAGAAGAUUUUGGAGGAGAUUUCUAAGGGUGAACUGGUGAUCCUGAAGACCGACGAAGACAUCCACACCACCAUCGAGCGCAGGCUGAAGGAGCUCAUUGGGGACGUGGCCGGGAAGCUUCACACCGGACGCAGCAGAAAUGACCAAGUUGUGACCGACCUGAGAUUGUUGUUGAAGAGCUCCGUCACUUUGCUGACCACUCUCCUGCAGCAGCUCAUCCGGACCCUAGUAGAGCGUGCGGCGACCGAAAUCGAGAUCAUCCUCCCCGGAUACACUCACCUGCAAAAGGCCCAGCCAAUCAGACUGAGCCAACUCUUACUCAGCCAUGCCGUGGCUCUGACCCGCGACGUCGAGCGACUCAGCGAGGUGAAGAAAAGGAUCAACGUCUUGCCUCUGGGGAGUGGAGCCCUGGCUGGCAACCCUCUUGGACUGGACCGUGAGCUCCUCCGCAAAGAGCUAGAUUUUGCGUCCAUCAGCAUCAACAGCAUCGAUGCCGUGGGCGACCGCGACUUUGUGGUGGAGCUUCUUUCUGCCGCUUCCCUGAUCAUGAUCCACCUGAGCAGACUAGCCGAGGACCUCAUCAUUUUGUCCACAAAGGAGUUUGGGUUCAUCACAAUCUCAGAUUCACUCUGCACCGGGAGCAGCCUGAUGCCCCAGAAGAAGAACCCAGACAGCCUGGAGCUGAUCCGCAGCAAGACCGGCCUGGUCAUCGGACGGACUGUUCAGCUUCUUGUGGUGCUCAAAGGACUUCCCAGUGCCUACAACAAAGAUCUGCAGGAAGAUAAGGAGGCGGUGCUGGAUGUGAUUGACACCCUGACCCUGGUCCUUCAGCUGACCAACACUGUGAUCUCCACUCUGACGAUCAACAAGGAGGCCAUGGAGAAGGCCCUCACCCCUGAGCUGCUGGCGACUGACCUGGCCAACCUCUUGGUCCGCAAAGGGGUGCCGUUCAGACAAGCGCACACCACUGUGGGGAAGGCGAUCCAGUUGGCCGAAAGCAAAGGGGUGGCAAUAACCCACCUCUCUGCGGAGGACCUCAAGAGCAUCAGCCCCUUGCUGAGCACGGAGAUCUCCCAGCUGCUGAGCCCCCAGAACAGCGUGGAGCAAUACACUUCGGCCGGCGGGACGGCCAAGAGCAGCGUGACCGCCCAGAUCGAGCUGCUGAAGGAGAUCCUGAAGAAGCAGAAGGAAUAAGUUUGGCGUGUGGGGAGAAGAAAAGGCCAGAGCCUCCAUGGCAGAGGAGGGCUUCUGCGCAUCAUGUUUAACCCAGAGUUAAUAAAUAUAGUGGUGUAUUGGAUUUCACUGAAAAA